Harpegnathos saltator (Jerdon's jumping ant) is the source of this 2197-nucleotide messenger RNA. RefSeq lists its product as uncharacterized. The record is from RefSeq and is a predicted model, not a curated record. The transcript has 6 exons. Lineage: Eukaryota; Metazoa; Arthropoda; Insecta; Hymenoptera; Formicidae. The coding region runs from base 302 to 787 and encodes 161 amino acids.
CCGCGAUCAUCGCCUCGGCCGCUGAGCGCGGAGCGGUGGAAGGGGAACGGUGGGUGUCACCGCUUGAAAUCCGGCCGAAAAGGGCACUUAGGGUGCGUUCCACUUAACGCCCGCAACGCUCGCAAUGAUCGCUAACUCGUUCCACAUAACGACUGCGGUCGCUGUGGUCGUGCCUAAAAUGUCAUGGGUGACAUCACUGAUCGCGACCGCUCUAAACCCACUUCGUCCGCAGUUUUAGGUGGGUCAUUAUGGUCGUUCCGGCAUUUUCGCGCACUUUUUUGUAAUUUCUGUUGACAACGAAAUGGCCAUAGAGAAAAUUUCGUUGUACGAUCCUCUGAACGAUACGCUGGUGGAAGUAAAUCUAUUGACAGAAGAAGCCACUCGUGCUAAAAAUGAUAUGAUAUUUGCAACAUCACUGAUGAAUGCUGCUCUUAAAGAGCAGCAAUCAUUGAAAAUUACAUCGGAUCCGUUGCUGUCACGAGCUGUGGCAUCAGAACAGCAGGAGAAUUCUCAAGAAUUUCAAGUUGUCAAUAUAACAGACAAAGAAAAUGUCAGUAACCUCAAUCUUGAUGAUGGAGGAUGUUUCUAUAGGUGGACAACAUCUUGUGUGUUGCUUCUGCUCGAGACCUACAAAGCAAAUGAAAACAAAUUCAUAAAUGGGAAGCAAUCUCAAAAGAAAACAUGGGAAGAGGUUUCCGAGACUCUAAAAUGUAAUGGACAUGAUGUGACGGGACCAAUGUGUGCUGAGGAGUUUGAAAAAGACUUACAAAGCAGUCAAAGAUCAUAACAAUAAGUCAGGCAAUGAUAGGCGGACUUGGAAAUUUUUUGACGGCUGGAAAUAAAAAGAUGGGAUCAUGGACGAAAUUUUCUCAAAGAAGGCAUGGUGUGCCCCUGUCGCUCUCGCAUCUUCCUCAGACCUAUCUAAAAAGCAGGAUGAAGAAAGCAGUAUGGGAUCUGACAAUGGGUGUACAGUUGCCAUCAAGAUUGAAAUUGAGUGCACGCGCACUGCUUGUCAAGAGAAUGAGACAGAAAGAAGAGCAUGAAGAAGCCAAGAUAAAGCGACACAAGGAAAGGAUAGAAAUAGACGGAAAACUCCUUGCAGUUCUCGAAAAGCUGGCCAAUAAGUAAAUCGGUUAGCAAUUUUCAUUACUUAUCGCAUCACGAGACUGAUAAAUGUGCCAAUGAUAAAGUAUUUUAUUAUUUUAAAUACACUGCUUGCGCAGAUCUCAAAGUUAAGUUAAUAAAGUAAGCAGUAGUUAAGUAAGAAAUAAUUAAGGUAGCAAUUAUGCUUUCGAUUGCUUGCACUAAUGCGCACUGAGAGCACACUAAGGUUUGUUUAUACUUAAUUCUUUUAUUUCAGAUUGUCUUAAAUACAUGCUAGAAAACCAUUUAGCAGAAAAAUGAUAGAUACUGGUGCUGUACAGAUUAUUUUAAAGUGGCUAAAAAGUAUUUAAGACAAUCCUUAAAUAUAAGAAUUAAUUGUAAACAAGCCUUAGUGCGCACUCAGUACGUGUACUUAUUAGUGUAAGCAACCGAAUAGACUAUUAGUGUAUCACAAGACUGUAAUAAAUGUGCCAAUCAUUAAGUAUUACAUUUAUUAAUUUAUAUUGAGAGGUAUUUAUUUUUAUUAAUAUUUUGUUAAUGUCUUUGUAUGACCCUCUAUGAAGGUUAGGUAUGAAGUUAUAUUUUAGUUGUAAUGAUAGCAAUAAGUCUCAAAAUUGUUAAGUAAAAACGCAAGAUAUUACUUUUAUAAAAUACUCCCUUUAUUUUAGAUUUGUAAGGUAACAUUUAUUUUUGUUACAAUCUUUUUAUGAAUAUUUUAUGUUCUAAGAACGAAUAUUUACUAUAAGCGCAUUAACAUAUCAAUUUUCGUGUCAGAGGUUAUGAAUAAAAACAUGAAAUAGUACUUUCUGCUAAGUAUUUUUGUGUAACUUUAUUAUGUAAUCACUCACAUCAUUAUGAAUACAGAGUACAGACACUUAAAUAAACAUAAAUCCAACACGUUCAUAACGGACAUCAAUUUAGUUUACCUAGGGCAAACUAUACAUAAUCAAAUUUCUUUUGUGAACACCAAUAUUUUGUCUUGCUUCAUGCAAAACAUUGUCAUCUAUCACAUUGUCUUCUGGAGGUGGAGGUACUAUGACAACAGCUAUUUCAUCUCCUCGUAAUGUACAAAUGUUGUGAAUUACACAUGCUA